GUUUAAAAAUAUAGAUAAAAAUAUGGAUAAAAACUGAUCACUUAGAGUAGCUUUGAGUACUCCAAGCAAUAGUCCCACAGACAUAGACACUUCGAACGAAGGAAAAACGAGUUGUGAAAAAGACAUUUUUAAUAUUUCCUUCGGUACCAAGGUUAAUCAAGUCAAGGAAGACAAAUUUUUAGAAAUCAAAGAGCAGCCCUCCUUCAACCCUCAUUCACAGUUCGGAGUAAAAGUCCUGUCUCCCCAAAACUCAGUUGAAUUUCCAGAACAACCAGUUGAACAGAAUUCCUUCUUGUCCCCCUUUGAUAAGGAAAAUGACCAGGGGAGGUCAAACUCUGCAGGUGGGAUAUCAUGCUCGGUUAUAAAUCCGUCAUCAAUUAGUCAUAAAAAGAAAGUGAGGAAUGAUAGAACAUGGAGAUAUCUUAAAAACAAACAAAUGGGGUUGAAAUACAAAGAGGAGAAAAAGAAGGGUGCAAGCAGCCUAGAGGAUAUACUCUCAGAUAAAGAUUUUAUCGUCAUGAGCUUGCCAAAAAGUACUACCUCUGUCAGUGAAGGAGUGGACUCGAAGAAAAACAUUGACAAAAAGAAUUCUAAAUCUUCUGGAAAACCAGGUUUCCUAGUUGAAAAAACCGAGAAGAAUUCGAAAUCCUGAGCUUGUGUGAUUUUCUAAGCUUUAAUUUGCUUGUUAUGGGAUGGCUAUAUGAUCAAAAAGAGUCAAGACUUCCACAUAACUUAAUGCAGUCUUUUAUUUAAAUUCU
Molecule: messenger RNA, 758 nt
Organism: Moneuplotes crassus
Lineage: Eukaryota; Ciliophora; Spirotrichea; Euplotida; Euplotidae
Source: the annotation of a GenBank genome assembly